Messenger RNA from Salpingoeca rosetta, 1009 nucleotides. RefSeq lists its product as uncharacterized. Lineage: Eukaryota; Choanoflagellata; Craspedida; Salpingoecidae. The coding region runs from base 40 to 582 and encodes 180 amino acids. Gene Ontology annotation, biological process: regulation of cytoskeleton organization. Gene Ontology annotation, cellular component: axoneme. The transcript is spliced from 5 exons. The record is from RefSeq and is a predicted model, not a curated record. Gene Ontology annotation, molecular function: microtubule binding.
CACACACCUUUCCCCUGCCCACCACUCCAUGCUGCUGAUAUGAGCGCUCUUCCGCGUGAGGUUUGGCGAUGGCUGCAGUCGCUGCAGCUGUCGAUACAGGUACGCAACGUGCGCCGGGACGUGGCAAAUGGAUAUGUCAUCGCAGAGAUCCUGAGUCGGUACUUUCCCACCAAGGUGAAGAUGCACAACUACGACAAAGGGUCGGCAAUUGAGAAGAAGAUGGACAACUGGAGAUUGCUGCAAAAGGUGUUCCAAACAGAAGGCAUUGAAGUGGACCCCAAGUUCAUCAACGGCUGCAUCCACUGCAAACCCGGCGCCGCAGAACCCAUCAUCACCACCCUCUACAAGGCCCUCACACACCGCAAGUGCGCGAUCAAAACAAAUCUGAAGCCCACAGAGCUCGUCUCAGAUCCUGACUUGGAGUCAACAACCACAAAGGUGAACGAGAUUAUUGCAAAGCAGCAGCAGCUGAAGCGGUUUGACAAGGAGACAGAUCCGUGGCGCUAUGGGGUCAAUCCUCCCCGUGCCACCGGCCACCGCAUCCGGCCACCAACCCGCGGCAGCAGCAGCGGCAGCUCCUAGACAAGACGGGACCGUGCAUGGUGGUCGAUGGUGGUGACUUUGCGAGUUGGUUGUAGUUGGUGGAUGGUGGGUGAUUGUGAGCCAUUCUGACUUUGCCAUGCUGCUGCGUGUUUGUUGCGUUACACGUAGCUUCCGUGCACAUCCAACCCGUGCGUGAGACAGCCACUUUUUCUUUUCUUUCUCUCUUUCCAUUCUGCCUUUCUCUCCCUGUUUCUGCUGCUGGUUGCAUAGCUGUACAUAACCACGCUUGAAUGUCGACACCACACGCGCGCGCACAAGCAAGCAGCUGCUAUUCAUUUGCUGUUGGUUUGGCGUUGUUGGUUUGGCGUUGUUGGUUCAAUUAAUCAAUAAUGUCUGCCUCUCAACCACAACAAGCAGCCGACCGAGUCGCUCAACUUCAAAUAAAGAAUGCCACACUGUUGCCUAA